This is a messenger RNA of Vespula vulgaris, 2028 nucleotides long. Its product is annotated as sodium-independent sulfate anion transporter-like. The transcript is spliced from 8 exons. Gene Ontology annotation, biological process: transmembrane transport. Gene Ontology annotation, molecular function: sulfate transmembrane transporter activity. The record is from RefSeq and is a predicted model, not a curated record. Bases 137 to 1885 code for a protein of 582 amino acids. Gene Ontology annotation, cellular component: membrane. Lineage: Eukaryota; Metazoa; Arthropoda; Insecta; Hymenoptera; Vespidae.
AGCGCACAAUGUCAUACGAUAUGAUAAAACUAGUUCACAUUCUGUCUUAUCGACGGAUAAACUCUUUUCUACUAAUGUUGCAAUAAUUCUGUUGAUAUGUUCGCUUGCUGUCCAGUAGUGCCGACAAUUUCACGCUAUGUCGUUUCUUAGAGAGAAUGUUCAUGAAAGAACGCCAUUGUUAACACCGAGGAGAAGUUCUAUCACAUCGACUAAAAUCAAGGAAAUCCUUGUUCGAAGGAUACCGAUUUUAAAAUGGUUGCCAAAUUACAACUGGGGGAAAUGUUUGCAAGAUAUUUUGGCGGGAUUCACAGUUGGAUUAACAGUCAUACCACAAGGUAUAGCUUAUGCAACAGUCGCUCUUCUUCCACCUCAGUAUGGGUUGUAUAGCAGUUUUAUGGGAUGUUUCGUAUAUCUAGUGUUUGGUAGCACAAAAGAAGUAACCGUGGGUCCUACGGCCAUAAUGGCUUUACUAUCUCAACAUCAUGUUAAAACAUUAGGAGAAGAUAUCGCUGUUCUUAUAUCUUUUUUAUCAGGAUGCAUAAUAACAGCAAUGGGAAUAUUACAGCUUGGUUUUCUUGUCGAUUUUAUAAGCAUGCCAGUGAUUUGUGGUUUUUCGAAUGCUGCAGCGAUCAUCAUAGCAGCUUCACAAUUAGGCACACUUCUUGGUAUAAGUGGUAAAAGCGAUUCCUUCAUCGAUUCGAUCUCUAAAAUAAUUAAUCACUAUAAUAGUAUUACAUUAUGGGAUACUCUUCUUGGUGUAACAACGAUAAUACUGUUAGUAUGUUUAAAGAAUUUGCCUGGUAAGAAGAGAGGUACUACGUUCCAAAAAAUUAUGUGGCUAAUCUGUUUGGCAAGAAACGCAGUGGUCGUUAUCAUGGGUAUAGUUUUGGUUUUUGCCUUAUCUUUAUAUGACCUGAAACCUUUCAAGAUUACUGGGAACAUCACAAAAGGUCUACCGCCUUUCAGCCCACCACCAUUUUCUAUAGACACCAGCAACAAAACCUAUCAUUUUCCUGAAUUGAUUCAAGAACUUGGUAGUACUAUCGCAUCGGUACCAUUGAUCGCUAUUUUGGAAAGUGUUGCAAUAGCUAAGGCUUUCGCAAAAGGAAAGACUUUGGAUGCAACGCAAGAAAUGUUUGCGGUUGGACUUUGCAAUGUUAUUGGAAGUUUCGUUAGAUCGAUGCCAACGACCGGUAGUUUUACAAGAACCGCGGUGAACAAUGCAUCUGGCGUGAAAACUCCAAUGGGUGGUAUAAUAACCGGUCUUCUAGUGUUACUAGCAUGUGGACUUUUAACUUCGAUCUUUCAGUUAAUUCCAAAAGCCACUUUAGCUGCUGUAAUAAUUGUUGCUAUGUAUUACAUGUUUGAAGUGGACAUAUUUUCAACUCUUUGGCGUACAAAAAGAAUUGAUCUUAUACCUUUGAUAGUUACUUUGAUAUGUUGUCUGGGUCUUAGCCUGGAAUAUGGCAUGAUAGUUGGAAUUGUUAUAAAUCUUGUUCACCUUCUUUACCUUGCGGCCAGACCGGGUCUAUUGAUCGAGGAACGCGUUGUCGACGAUAUGACCGUUUUAUUCGUCUUGCCCAAGCAAUCGUUGAGUUUUCCAGCUGCAGAAUACUUAAGAGAACAAGUGUUGGAGUGGUGUCAUAAAUGUACCGAAAGUAUACCUGUGAUAAUAGACGGACGUAAUGUUUUGAGAAUCGACGCAACAGUCGCUAAAAAUCUUACUCUACUUCACGUUGAUUUGGAAACUAGACAACAAAAGUUGAUCUUUUGGAAUUGGUCGGAGGAAAUGAAAAGUAUUUUGACAAAUUACGAUUCCUCUUUGUCAUUAUCAUUUAAAAAUUGUGGCAGUAUACUUCAGAUAUUUACGAAUACGGUGCUCUGAGGAAUGCAUAAAUGAAUAUUAAUUUAUUUCUAUAAUUUAUUUAUGGAAAACGCACAAUGUUUAGUUGUAUAAAAAUUCUAUAAUAGGACUUGUCUAUAAGUUAACGUAUCUAUAAAGAAAUAAAUCAAUGAUACGUUAUCAUC